AUGUCCCCCACACACUCACUGCCCCCAGACCCCCCCUCUCCCCGCAUAAAUCCCUUCCACCUCCUCUCCCACCCCGACCCCUCUCACCCCCUGCCCGACCUUCCGGCCCGUCUCCAAGCACGAGCAUCCCAGGCAGACCCCCACCCGCACCCAGAGUCCCGCUCGCCGCCCGUGCAUAUCACCAAGGUGUCGGCCGCCCAGGUGACCCUUAGAUCCCACGCCGAAGCGACAAAUCACAAGACCUUUCUCGCACGGGUCAGCGGGGCGUUCAAGAGGGACUCGGGGGAGAGCGACAGCAGAUUCGGCACGUCGCCUAUCGUCAUGCAAGGAGCACCGCCGAGCCCGCCCCCGAGUGAUGGGGGCAUGGGCGACUCGGUCGUCGUGUCGGAUGAGGAUCUGCCAGCCACGUUGUCGUCGAAUGGCAACCAUUCUCAGACUGGAGAUGCUCGACCUGUUCUUGCAACCAGCUUCACCUCGGAACCCUCAGACUUUGACUCGCACGUCGUCCUCGCCCCGCCGAUCCCUGCAGCUCGGCGCGUCUCGGGCAGCUCAACAACGUCGAGCCGAGCGGGGUCUCUGGCUCUGGUGCGCAGCGGUCGCUUGGCGCCUCAACGGGACGGCGAGAAUCCCGCCAAGACCAAAGACUUGCCGUCGCUGCCCAACGGGUCGGACGUCGAACUGGAACGACGUGAUAGCGCAGGCAACCUCCUCUCGCCCAUUCCCAUGUUGCAUCGCCGGAGUACAGUCGGUUCAACCAUACCCCCACCCCCUCCUGCCCCUCGGUCUCCUCUCAUGCAUUCUCGCUCGGCGUUUGCCUCGCCGUCUUCCAUGCCGCCGCCUGCGCAGGGGAAGAACGGUUUCUUGGACUCGGCUAUUCAGGAGCAGGAGGAGACUAUCAGGCGUGAAAGAUUUUCGCGGCUAGAAAGGAGGUCGAAGAAGGCGAGCGCUACGAGUGAUGGAGAACACGAGCCCAAACCUGAAGACAUUUCUUCGCAACAUUACUCCCCCAAGCAACAGGCGCCGCCCCCCCGACAGCCGCUUGACAAGGAAAAGGAAGAGGCCAGAGUGCUUGUGGGAAACUUGAUUGGCGAAGAUCAUGUCAACUAUGUUCUGAUGUACAACAUGCUCACGGGUAUCCGAAUAGGAGUGUCGCGAUGCCAGGCCAAGAUUGGACGCGUCUUGACUGAUGACGAUUACACCGCGCGCCACAAGUUUUCAUUCGACAUUAUCGGAAACGAGCUCACGCCGUCUGCAAAGUACGAUUUCAAGUUCAAAGACUACGCCCCCUGGGUGUUUCGUGAACUGCGCGAACAGCAUUUCAACCUUGACCCUGCCGAUUAUCUCCUGUCCUUGACCGCAAAAUACAUCCUCUCCGAACUAGGCUCUCCCGGGAAAUCCGGGUCCUUCUUCUACUUUUCUCGCGACUACCGCUUCAUCAUCAAAACCAUCUCCCACCACGAACACAAAUUCUUGCGGUCCAUUCUCAAAGACUACCACGAACAUGUCAAGGAGAACCCCCACACUCUCCUCUCCCGGUUCUAUGGCUUGCACCGUGUCAAGCUUCCGCGUGGACCCAAAAUUCACUUUGUCAUCAUGAACAAUCUUUUCCCGCCCCACCGAGAUAUCCACGAAACGUACGACCUCAAGGGUUCUGCCUUUGGCCGAGAAUACCCCGAAGACAAGGCGUUGCAGAAUCCUAGGGCCACGCUCAAAGACAAGAACUGGGUCAACAGGGGCAGGCUACUGGAGCUCGGGCCGGAGAAGAGAGCGCUGUUGACAUCCCAGCUGAAGAGGGAUAUGGAGUUUUUGAGGAAAAUCAGGGUGAUGGACUACUCCCUUCUUGUUGGGAUACACAAUAUGGAAAGGGGAAAUCGAGACAACCUCCGAAACACUCAACUAUCCGUCUUCCAUCCAGAGGUCACCACGACCAGGCGCAAGCCAUCCACCCACAACGGCGGCCACGAAGCUUCCAACAUUCGUAAAGUUGUUCGACGUGCAGACCCCAAAACCCUGGAUGUCACAUCCCAAUUACCCUCGGAAGAUGCGCCUGACCACGCAGACCUCAUCUUUUAUCAAGAUGAAGGGGGGUUUCAGGCCACUGACGAGCGGAACAACCCACUAGACACCAUAUACUAUCUCGGUGUAAUCGAUAUCUGUACUCCUUAUAAUACGGCCAAAAAGGUCGAACAUUGCUGGAAGAGUAUGACAGAGGAUAGACAUAUGAUUUCUUGUGUGGAUCCCGUGCAGUAUGGCCAGCGAUUCUUCGACUUUCUUCGGUCUGUCAUGCGCAAAGGGGAUCUCUCUCUCCGCCCGCCCGGUCUGGAACCUAUCGCCAAGGUUGACAGGCUCGAUGUUGGGCAAGAUACCGAUAGAGAUCCAUGUGCGGGCAUCGACACUACUGCCAAAACUAGCGGCGGCGCUGACCAGGGCGGUGGCAUCGAGGGCUUGAACUCUGCCGAGGUGCUCAGGGAUGCGCCAGGGAUAGCUCUCAGAGCGGACGGCGCAGAGGCACCAGAACCAGCAAUGGUCGGACAUUUGAAAGCGGACCAGGUCAGAUAA
Cryptococcus wingfieldii CBS 7118 is the source of this 2559-nucleotide messenger RNA. Its product is annotated as 1-phosphatidylinositol-4-phosphate 5-kinase. Lineage: Eukaryota; Fungi; Basidiomycota; Tremellomycetes; Tremellales; Cryptococcaceae. The coding region runs from base 1 to 2559 and encodes 852 amino acids. The transcript has 5 exons. The record is from RefSeq and is a predicted model, not a curated record. Gene Ontology annotation, molecular function: phosphatidylinositol kinase activity. Gene Ontology annotation, biological process: phosphatidylinositol metabolic process.